Molecule: messenger RNA, 2836 nt
Organism: Arachis stenosperma
Lineage: Eukaryota; Viridiplantae; Streptophyta; Magnoliopsida; Fabales; Fabaceae
Product: subtilisin-like protease SBT1.4
Exons: 2
Coding region: 161-2512 (783 amino acids)
Biological process (GO): proteolysis
Molecular function (GO): serine-type endopeptidase activity
Source: RefSeq, a predicted model, not a curated record
CUUCCCCCAUUUGGAGGUCAGAUACAUUCUUCAUCUUUCAUCACACCAACAGCUGCCUACCCCUCACUGGCUAAGCUACUAAACCCAACGCCCAAUCGACGCCACCUGAUAUUGCUCACUUCAGUUCCUCCCAUUUCUCCGGGUACAAGAAAACACAAUAAUGGCUUUUACUCGUUCUUUCUCCUCUUGUUUCUCUUCUCUUAUCUUCCUCUUCUGUCUGUUAGCUUCUUUCUCAUCCUCCACUUCUGACGCAUCAUCAUCCGACGCUCCACACACCUACAUCAUCCACGUGUCAAAAUCACAGAAGCCAUCCCACUUCGCCUCUCCCCACCACUGGUACCACUCUAUCCUCCGUUCCCUCCCUUCCUCCGUUGACCACACAACCCUCCUAUACACCUAUAACUACGCCCUCCAUGGCUUCUCCGUUCGGCUAACCGCCGCGCAGGCCGCCGCCCUCCAGCGCAACCCAGCCAUCCUCUCCGUCGUGCCGGACCAAAUCCGCCACCCCCACACCACCCACACCCCUCGCUUCCUUGGCCUCGCCGAAUCCUUCGGGAUAUGGCCAGAUUCCGACUACGCCGACGACGUCAUCAUCGGAGUCCUAGACACGGGGAUCUGGCCGGAGCUCCGAAGCUUCUCCGACGACGGCCUCUCCGCCGUCCCUUCCUCCUGGAAAGGCGUGUGCGAAACUGGUUCCGACUUUCCCGCUUCCUCAUGCAACAAGAAGAUCAUAGGCGCCAGAGCCUUCUACAAAGGCUACGAGGCUUUCCGCGAGAAGCCCAUCGAUGAAUCCACAGAAUCCAAGUCUGCUAGGGACACUGAAGGCCAUGGAACGCACACUGCUUCAACCGCCGCUGGUUCCGUCGUUUCUAAUGCAAGCUUGUUCCACUAUGCACAGGGCGAAGCCAGAGGUAUGGCUACAAAGGCUAGAAUUGCAGCAUACAAGAUCUGCUGGUCAAUGGGGUGUUUUGAUUCUGAUAUUCUUGCUGCCAUGGAUCAAGCUGUUGCUGAUGGAGUCCAUGUAAUUUCCCUCUCUGUUGGUGCAAACGGUUAUGCGCCACCGUACUCUCAUGAUUCCAUCGCCGUUGGUGCGUUCGGUGCAGCGCAGCACGGUGUUCUUGUUUCUUGUUCUGCCGGCAAUUCCGGUCCCGGUCCGUUCACUGCCGUGAACAUUGCUCCCUGGAUUUUGACCGUUGGCGCUUCUACGGUUGACAGGGAGUUUCCUGCUGACGUGGUUCUUGGAGAUGGGAGUGUUUUUGGAGGGGUCUCUUUGUACUACGGCCAAGAGUUGCCUGAUUUUAAGCUUCCUUUGGUUUAUGCCUCGGAUUGUGGAAACAGGCUGUGCUACAUUGGGUCUCUAGAACCUUCCAAGGUUCAAGGAAAAAUAGUUGUUUGUGACAGGGGAGUGAAUGCUAGAGUUGAGAAAGGUAGUGCGGUGAAGCUUGCUGGUGGGUUGGGAAUGAUAUUAGCCAACACUGAAGAGAAUGGUGAGGAGCUUCUCGCGGAUGCACAUCUUCUUCCGGCAACCAUGGUGGGUCAAACCGCCGGAGACAAGAUCAAGCAAUACAUAAAAACAAGCCAAUCUCCAACUGCAACAAUAGAGUUCAGAGGCACUGUCAUUGGUUCUUCACCUUCUGCUCCACAAGUUGCUUCAUUCUCUAGCCGCGGACCGAACCAUCUCACGCCGGAGAUUCUUAAGCCGGAUGUUAUAGCCCCUGGUGUUAACAUUUUGGCAGGGUGGACUGGGAAGAUAGGACCUACUGAUUUAGAAAUUGAUCCUAGACGAGUCGAAUUCAACAUUAUUUCCGGUACUUCUAUGUCUUGCCCCCAUGCUAGUGGCAUUGCUGCAUUGCUUAGGAAGGCAUAUCCAUCUUUUACUCCUGCUGCUAUAAAAUCUGCUUUGAUGACAACCGCUUAUAAUGUCGAUAACUCGGGGGGUAAAAUUAAGGAUCUUGGAACUGGUGGAGAGUCAAACCCUUUCAUUCAUGGUGCUGGACAUGUUGAUCCAAACAGGGCACUCAAUCCUGGUUUGGUUUAUGAUUUGGACAUUGAUGACUACGUUGCAUUCCUAUGCUCAAUUGGGUAUGACAAUAAGGAUAUUGCUGUUUUUGUUAGGGAGGCUACUAGUUCAGACAUUUGCGAAACUAAAGUAGCUAGGACUGGUAAGUUAACUAGUCCCGGUGAUCUGAAUUACCCGUCUUUCGCGGUUGAGUUUGGUGCGGAUCAUGGCGAGGUUAAGUACAAACGGGUUGUUACUAACGUGGGGAGUUCGGUUGAUGCUGUUUACGAUGUGAAAGUUGUUGCUCCUCCUGGUGUCGAAGUUGUAGUGUCACCAAGCAAGCUUGUGUUUAGUGCUGAAAACAAGACACAAGCAUUUGAGGUAACGUUUACUAGAGGGGUUGGGAAUACGGUUUCUUCAAGUUUUGGGUCCAUUGAGUGGAGUGAUGGAAGCCACAGUGUGAGGAGCCCGAUUGCUGUAAGAUGGAGAGAAGGACUCUCAUCAUCCAUUUGAGUGAACUCGAGUGUUACACGGAUCUAGCAGCAGAGGUUUCAGGUUAUGGUUUUAGUUUCUUUGUUGGUAAUUUAUGCUUGCUUAUUGUUGUACAAAAGUAUGGAAUAAUUGCUGGGUACUCUCUGUCUUGCAAUUUUAAUGCUAGCGAAGUAGCAGAAGAUGAACUUGUAAUGAGUUAUGAUGGGAUCAAGUCACAUGAAGUGAUGAAAUGGCAUUGAUUAGAAUAGUGAUAGAAAAAAUAGCCGUGGUUCUGCAUGACUGCAUAUUUAUUAUGAUGAAUCAGCCGAAAUGCUAAUGACAUUUUAAUUUGUCUUGCCUUUUCUA